Kluyveromyces marxianus DMKU3-1042 is the source of this 381-nucleotide messenger RNA. RefSeq names its product mediator complex subunit SOH1 (gene SOH1). Gene Ontology annotation, molecular function: transcription coregulator activity. Bases 1 to 381 code for a protein of 126 amino acids. The transcript has a single exon. Lineage: Eukaryota; Fungi; Ascomycota; Saccharomycetes; Saccharomycetales; Saccharomycetaceae. The record is from RefSeq and is a predicted model, not a curated record. Gene Ontology annotation, cellular component: mediator complex; core mediator complex. Gene Ontology annotation, biological process: regulation of transcription by RNA polymerase II.
AUGUCAGAACAAACUAGCACAGAACCUCAACCACAAUUGGAAGACAACGAACUACCAACAAGAUUUGAGAUAGAACUUGAGUUCAUCCAAUCAUUGGCUAAUAUACCAUACGUCACCUACCUCCUGACACAGCUACAGCUAUGGAAGGAUCCAAAGUUCAAGAGAUACUUAAAAUACCUUGAAUACUGGUACGAACCGGAAUACGCCCAAUGCAUCGUUUACCCAAACUCGCUUUUCAUGCUAAAACUCCUAAAUACUUUAUUCGAAGGUUCUACCAUUAAUGACAACAACGUACUCGAGGGAUGCGAGCACAUACCAAGAAUACUACAGAGUCAAGGAACUCAAUGGAUGAACGAAAUGGUAGAAAGAUGGAGAGAAUGA